Molecule: messenger RNA, 1049 nt
Organism: Momordica charantia (bitter melon)
Lineage: Eukaryota; Viridiplantae; Streptophyta; Magnoliopsida; Cucurbitales; Cucurbitaceae
Source: RefSeq, a predicted model, not a curated record
GAGGGAAGGAAGCAACCACGCAGAUGAGAGAUGAGAAUGAUGGGAUUACUUAUAAUAAAGUGUGUGUCUUCAUAUAUAAUUAUUAUUGUUUUGCAGCUGCGGGUAGCGAGAGCGAGAGCGAGAGGAUGUGCAGUAGAGGGCACUGGAGGCCUGCAGAAGACGAGAAGCUCCGAGAGUUGGUGGAGCGACACGGAGCCCACAACUGGAACGCCAUAGCCCAAAAGGUUGAAGGAAGAUCGGGGAAGAGCUGCCGGCUGAGGUGGUUCAACCAGCUGGAUCCGCGCAUCAACAGAACCCCUUUCACACAGGACGAGGAGCGCAGGCUGCUGGCCUCCCACCGGAUCCACGGCAACAGAUGGGCCAUUAUCGCCAGGCACUUCCCCGGCCGCACCGACAACGCCCUCAAGAACCACUGGCACGUCAUCAUGGCCAGAUCCAAAAGAAAAUCCAAAUCAACCCAAAAUCACCAUCGCCUUUUUAAUUUUCCAAAUAUUUAUUACUCCUCCCCUAACCCCACUUCUUCUAUUCCCAAUCCCACUCCAGAUACAUCAAAUGAUCACGCAGUAGUAGAGUUCUACGACUUUCUCCACCUAAACGCAGACUACAUUACUGCAACCAGAAGUGAAGUGAUAGACAACUCACGAAAAGACGAUGAAGAGGUUAAUCAACAAGCCCAAGCCGAUGAUGCCCUUCCCCUUCCAUUCAUUGAUUUCUUCUCUGCCCAAACCUCCUGAUCGAUAUUACCUUAUUAACUAACUCCACAUCAUCCAAAAUCUCACCCUCACCCUCACCUCAUACAUAUAUGUGUAUAUUAUAAGCUCUAAGAACACUAAUUUUACCUCUGCAUCUGCAUCUACAUAUUCAGCCCCACACAUAUUGCCUAACUAAUUAGGGAUGUGUAAUCAACAUACAUAAUUCAGUACUACAGAAGGCACUGUUAUUAUUUGUAAUGCUUCAGUAACUUUCAUACCAUGUUCUGCGCUUCCAUGUAUAGCUACUGAAAAGCAUUGAUUUAAAUUCAAUUCAAAUUUGGAGGGUAAUCCGCAAUA